CUCCCAAACACACAACUUCCCACCCAACAUUUGAAAUUUCGAAUAUCUAAAUCCUCACCCCCACUUCGAGAGUGGAAACUGGAAAACCAUGCCCGCCUCACUCAUGGCCCUCUCCACGGAACUUCGCCUCCAAAUCAUAUCCUAUGUCCUUCUUUCCCCACCCUACCCACUCCCAGUCCCCUCUACAUCCCCCACACCAACCCGCACAACCCUUCCAUCCUUCGCCCAAGAGAAUACUCGUACAAGCACCAAUCCCUUCGUCGUAUGGCGCGUGGAGUCCAUUCCAACCCACAACCUAUCACUACUUCCCCUCCUCUUGACAUGCCGGCAAAUCGCCGCGGAGACAAGGGACGUCGUGUCGCGACACAAUAUCGCGAUAAUUGACUUCGCGGUGGUGGACAGGUGGUGGAUCCUGCCGACUCCACGCUACAUUCCGCUUCACACAACGAUCCGAGAGGAAGGAUUGGUACGAAUCGGGCCCGGGGUGGGCGGAAAGAAGAAAAAAUGGAACGCGGAGGGUGGAGGCGAGCCCCAUCAUCUCAACGAUGUGGAGGUUAAUGUCACGCUCUACCAUACCAUGGAAGACAGAGAGUAUAGAGGACUGGACCCGGAGAGAACUUUGCCUAUACGUGCGCCAGUGGGUGGGGUGGUGAGGUAUCUGGAGACUUUGCUUCGGCCGAAUAUCGAAUGUCGGAAGGAAUCUGCUGGGAGAGAUGGUGGCAUUGGAGUAAUAAGAUUGAAUUUUGAGACGGAGAGGAGGGAUUGGCAUCGCCCGAUUCCGGAGGCGGAGUUGCCAGUGAGGUUCAGCAAGGAGUUUAAGCAUUUGGAUUUGAGCACGCUUAUGCCGAUGGUUGGGGAUGAUGCGAUGAUGUUCGUGGAAGGAUUUAGGCACACGUUGGGAAAAUUCGUUGAGGAAUCAAAGGAAUCAAAGGAGUGGAGGUGGGGGGAAUUAUUCAAGAUCUGUAAGGAUAUUAUUAUAACAGUGAAUGGGGGGAAGGAGGAGAGUGUGUUUGCUGUGGAGAGGAGCGAGUGAGGGUUGUGGUUGGAUGAAGGAAACAGGAGCGAUCAAGAUGCUGUUGCUUCUACUCGGGCUCUGGCCAACAAGAAUGCUCCUACCAUUGACGUCCUGAACGUGAAGGCAUAGAGAACGAAAGAUACGAACAGAGAUGAGGUACCUAUGAUUCAGCGUCGGUGUAAAACAUGUGCACUGGAGUGAUCGGAAGAAGACCACGAGAACAGCACUGAAGUAGAAAUAAGGUA
Messenger RNA from Aaosphaeria arxii CBS 175.79, 1260 nucleotides. RefSeq lists its product as uncharacterized. The transcript has a single exon. Bases 89 to 1033 code for a protein of 314 amino acids. The record is from RefSeq and is a predicted model, not a curated record. NCBI's taxonomy places the organism in Eukaryota, Fungi, Ascomycota, Dothideomycetes, Pleosporales.